Aspergillus ibericus CBS 121593 is the source of this 1967-nucleotide messenger RNA. Its product is annotated as nucleobase cation symporter-1 family protein. The record is from RefSeq and is a predicted model, not a curated record. The transcript is spliced from 3 exons. Gene Ontology annotation, biological process: nucleobase transport; transmembrane transport. Gene Ontology annotation, cellular component: plasma membrane. The coding region runs from base 301 to 1896 and encodes 531 amino acids. Lineage: Eukaryota; Fungi; Ascomycota; Eurotiomycetes; Eurotiales; Aspergillaceae. Gene Ontology annotation, molecular function: nucleobase transmembrane transporter activity.
GUCCGAUCUUCUUAUCGAAGUCGAGGUGUCUGUCCGUCCCUGCAUCCAAUGGAAGCACAGUAGCUAUCGCCCACCGGCGGCCUUAUCAUGCUUAUCUGACUGCAAAAGAUGGGCUGCAGGUCAUGAUUGCCAGUCUGCAGCUGCCUUAUUUUCGUACAUCGGCCAGCGCAGCUUGUGCGACCGUAUUCCUUACCUCCGAUCUGCAAUAAUUGCUUUUUUCUUCGCCUGCAUUUUGUGUUGGAUGGGCCGCGACCCUCCCUCAGCUUCAUCGAUUCCACCUCGACGUGAGUAGAACCAACCAUGAAGUUCGAGAGGCCUCAUCUUCGUGUGGCGCACUCGCGCUCUGCGUUCGCAGAUGGUAGUUCUCGCUGGACCAAUCUCGAUCUGGACCCGGUUCCUCUCCAUCGUCGAAAAUGGGGCGCACUUAGCUUCAUCUCGUACUGGGUCUCCGAUGCAUUUAAUGCAGCCACAUGGCAGUUUGCCAGCAGUAUCUUGGCCGUAGGCCUCAGCUGGCGCGAGUCGCUCAUCAUCGUCGCCAUAUCGUUCUUCAUCAUAUCUUUCGUCAUCGCGGCUAACGGCGCCGUGGGCGCGCUAUACCAUAUUCCUUUCCCUGUGAUCGCCCGAGCUAGUUGGGGGUUUUGGGGGUCAUACAUUGCCAUCAUCUCUCGAGUGAUCCUGGCGCUGUUCUGGUUCGCCAUCCAGAAUGUCAACGGCGGAAACGCCGUGCGGGCGAUGAUCGGGGCCAUCUGGCCUAGUUUCUUGGAGGUGAAGAACGAGAUUCCCCAGAACCAGGGUAUUACGACGAAUGGCAUGGUCGGAUACUUGAUUUUCUGGUUAAUCCAGCUCCCGUUUCUCUGCAUCCACCCGAAUAAAGUACGGUGGCUGUUUGUGGUCAAGUCCGUGCUGGUCCCGAUCUCUUGGAUUGCGAUUUUGAUUUGGGCCUUUGUUGCGGAGGGAGGAGGUACAAUGUUUGAAGAGAAAGCGACUGUCUCGGGGUCACAGUACAGCUGGGUGUUUUUGGCCAGCAUGACAUCGGUUCUUGGGAACUAUGCCACGCUCAGUGUGAACCAGUCCGACUUUUCUCGAUACUCCCGUGUUACGGCAAAAUGGCAGCUGCUGUACGUCCCCAUGUUGCCGAUUAUCUUCACAUUCAUCUCAUUCAUCGGUAUCGCCGCCUCCUCAGCUGGGUAUGCCCGUUAUGGCGGAUCGAUCCCAUGGGAUCCGAUCACGUUAAUCAGCCACUGGUCCAGCCGGGCCUGUCGCUUCUUCGCAGCAUUUUCCUUUGCCCUGGCUUCUCUGGGAGUCAACAUCUCCGCAAAUUCGAUUUCAGCGGCCAAUGAUCUGAUGGCCCUGUUCCCAGAAUAUGUAAACCUGCGCCGAGGCCAGAUCAUCUGUGGGCUUCUGUCAUGGGCCCUGGUGCCGUGGAAGAUUCUUGAAUCCGCAGACAGCUUCAUGAACUUCAUGUCUGCGUAUGCAAUUUUCUUGGGCCCGAUAGCAGCGAUCAUGCUGUGGGACUUUUGGCUGCUCAAGCGCGGGAAGUACGACACCUUGGCUCUGUACCAGCCAAAUAACCCAGUGUACCGAUACUCCGACUGGGGUGUGAACUGGCGCGCCAUCGUCGCAUUCGUUGUCGGUGUGGUACCAAGUCUGCCUGGGCUUAUCAACUCCGUCAACAGCAGUGUCUCGGUGGGGGUGGGAGUCCACCCGUACCAGUUUGGAUGGCUGCUGGGAUUUGUGGGGACCACCGUGGUGUACGUAGGGCUGUCGUGGUGGUUCCCUCCACGACACGCCCUCAUCGAGAGGGCCGUGAUGGCGGAGGAAAUCUACGAUGGACGAGAGGUUGGCGCUGGCUCCGAGGAGGCCUUCGACAACCUACCCGAGAAGACCAAAGUGUAGAUAGAGUUAUACUUUUGAAUUAUACCAUGAACAAGCACAUACCACACGAGCAAACAGAUCUAUACAAUACA